Molecule: messenger RNA, 866 nt
Organism: Oppiella nova
Lineage: Eukaryota; Metazoa; Arthropoda; Arachnida; Sarcoptiformes; Oppiidae
Source: the annotation of a GenBank genome assembly
UAAUAUUUUAAUAAGUUAUUCUGUUUAUUGGUUUAUGUAAAAUGAGUGAAACACAAAAUAAAAUUUGUGUAAUAUGUGGAGCCAAAUCAAACGGCUAUCACUUCGAUGUCAUAAGUUGUGAGUCGUGUAAAUCAUUUUUUAGAAGAAAUGCAUUGAGAAAUAUGGACUUAUUCCAGUGCUUUUUCGGCGGAAAUUGUGAAAUACAUUAUCAGAAUAAGAAUAGAAAACUUUGCAAAAAGUGUCGCUUAAAAAAGUGUUUCAAAAUGGGAAUGGAAAGUAAACUUAUAUAUUCUGACAAACAAAAGGAGUUAAGAAGAGCUUUAAUCGAAAAUAAUAAGAAACGAAAGAAUCAAAUGAUUGCUCACAAGAAGAGACUUGUGUCGAGUGAUGAGAAAUCACAAGAUAUAACCAAUUCUUGCGAUAAUUUAGAAAUUAACACUUUUAAUACUCAAGUCAGUGCUGAAGAAAAUAUUCAAACAGACAAUAAUAACAAUGAAAUAAUUGAGAACAAUUUAAACCAUUCACUGAUGCCUAUUGUAAAUCCAGUGUCUGAUUAUAGCGUAUAUUUCAAUGAAUUAGAGGACAAUAAAUUAAGUGAAUUAUUAAAUGCAUUGAAGCAUUUGGAAAAGUCAGUCGACAUAAUUAGCCAAACAUUUGUGGACACGUUUCGGAAGGCAUUUGCAAUUCUUCAGUCUAAAGUGGAAAUUGAAGCGCAAAAUAUUGUCAAAAUGUCCAAAUGCCUGGAUACAUUUAAUAAUAUCUGUGAAAGUGAUCAAAAAAUUUUGAUUAAACAUUCAGCCAUCGAAAUUAAUAUCUUGCGAAUGCUUCCUUAUUUUAAUUACGAAUACGAAUAUUGGAAUAUUAUC